CUUUUUUUUCUCUCUGCCUCUGCACUGCUAUUUCCCUGCCCCCCCUUGGCUUUAACGGCUAACGGGUUCCCUAUUUUUUUUUUUUCUCUUACUGACGCGCGCUGCGCACGGUCCAAGCGUGCAACCCAGAUCAGCCGCCACCUCAGGCGUGCGCUAGGCUCAACUAUUAAAGCAUCUUCCCCCGCCCGCUUCUCGGAGUUUUCCCUUCUACACUGCCAUCUUCUCUCAGCCCCACAAAGUCUUUUUUCAAGCAUCUUCACAGUCAACACAUCACAACAACUCAUCAUGGCCCGCACCAAGCAGACCGCCCGUAAGUCCACUGGUGGCAAGGCUCCCCGCAAGCAGCUCGCUUCCAAGGCUGCCCGCAAGAGCGCUCCCUCCACCGGAGGUGUCAAGAAGCCUCACCGUUAUAAGCCUGGUACCGUCGCUCUCCGUGAGAUUCGUCGUUACCAGAAGUCGACCGAGCUUCUGAUCCGCAAGCUCCCCUUCCAGCGUCUGGUCCGUGAAAUCGCUCAGGACUUCAAGAGCGAUCUCCGCUUCCAGUCUUCCGCCAUUGGCGCCCUCCAGGAGUCCGUCGAGUCUUACCUCGUCUCCCUCUUCGAGGACACCAACCUCUGCGCCAUCCACGCCAAGCGUGUCACUAUCCAGAGCAAGGACAUCCAGCUCGCCCGCCGCCUCCGUGGUGAGCGCAACUAAGUUGGAUGACUUUGGGAGGAACGUUGCAGACAUGACUUUUGCUUUUCACACGAGUGUUUCUGGGGUCAAGGGAUAAUCAGGCGUUACAAAUGAGAGUUUUUAUUCCCCUUUAUGGUUCGGAAUGUAUAUUACCAGUGCGUCAGGGAAAAAGCACUGCAUAAAUGCAAACGAG
Trichoderma harzianum CBS 226.95 is the source of this 868-nucleotide messenger RNA. RefSeq lists its product as hypothetical. Bases 286 to 696 code for a protein of 136 amino acids. Gene Ontology annotation, biological process: rRNA transcription. Lineage: Eukaryota; Fungi; Ascomycota; Sordariomycetes; Hypocreales; Hypocreaceae. Gene Ontology annotation, molecular function: DNA binding; protein heterodimerization activity; structural constituent of chromatin. Gene Ontology annotation, cellular component: nucleosome. The transcript is spliced from 2 exons. The record is from RefSeq and is a predicted model, not a curated record.